Messenger RNA from Acanthamoeba castellanii str. Neff, 822 nucleotides. RefSeq names its product Fbox domain containing protein. The record is from RefSeq and is a predicted model, not a curated record. Gene Ontology annotation, molecular function: protein binding. NCBI's taxonomy places the organism in Eukaryota, Discosea, Longamoebia, Acanthamoebidae. Bases 1 to 822 code for a protein of 273 amino acids. The transcript is spliced from 6 exons.
AUGGGCCUGCGGCCGCUGCUCGCCGCGGUCAAGUGCAACAACAUGGUCAUGGCCCGCCUGCUCAUCGACCACGGUGCUCACGUCCAUCAGCAGAAUUGUAAGCGAUCAGAGCUGCACGCCCUGGCCGAGACCCAGAAGGGUCCCUACCCUGAUUUGCCGGCGACGGUUGGAGCGAGGUGGGUCAACACGGUGCAAAGAUGGGUCAUGCCUUCGCCCGAGGUCAAGUUCUGGCAGCUGCUCCUGGAUUCCAUGUGGCCUGCGCACGCGGCAACUGGCCGGUCGUCCAGCAAACAAGUGAGCGAUGUCGACAAAGCCGACGAGCAGGGCGAAACGGCGCUGCACUACGCCGCGCGCUAUGGUCACGCCGCUGUCGUGUCGCUCCUUCUCUCUUCGGCCGACACGCGGCUGAUUAGCAAGCACGGCAACGCCGCCGAGUGUAGUGUUGGGCUUAGGGCUGAUGGAGGCCUCAGAACGGCUGGUCAGGUGGCGAGAGCGGCGGGCCACGUGGCCGUGGCAGAGCUCAUCGAAAGCUGGAGCUAUCGGGCGUGUCCCCUCUUGUUCAUGCCCUUCGACGCGCUGGUGCACGUGAUGGCCCUCCUUGAGCCCCACGACCUGUGCUCUGUCGCCCAGACCUGCUCAACACUGAACGAAGUGAGCAGCGACGACCACGUGUGGCGCCGCUUCUGCAAUGCGCGGUGGAGCAGCGAUGACAAGGGGUGCGAGGGCAAGCGAUGGAAGGCGCGCCACAUGGCCUGGCUCCAGCCCCGCCUCAAGCACGAGAGGAUUCACCGGAGCCGCAGCCUCUGCGCGGCCAUCAACUAG